AGGGGAGUUUAGAUUUUUAUUGGUGUAAGCAUGUUGACGUUUUAUCCGCUACACGCAUAUGAUGAGGUCGUCAUGAUGUUGUCUUUUCGAAAUUAGAUAUUAUGAAUGUCACCAUAAGCAUAAUCAUGGACACACAUGAAAUUUCAGUUGUUUGUAGCCAGGGUUGGAUCUGGUGAAGAUUGAUAUGUGAGAGGGACACCGGUUCCGGUUGGAAGAUUGAUGUAAGAUCACGUCCGUGGUCCUGUGGACGAACUACUUGCCAAUUUAUAGCCGCGGCCACGUUUCUACUUCUACGACGAGAACGACUUCUGAGACGAUUCGAGAUGGUGUGGCAGCCCUUCUACAUCGCUGCACUGGAGGUGCGUGCGCAAGCGAAACACCGUGUGAUGAUGGCGCCGAUCUAUGCGGCGUUCAGUAAAGAGCACAAGGCGGUUCCGAAACUACACGAAUUUCUCAGAGGGGCAAGACAGGCGUUCAUUCAUGUGAAUACGACGUUAGUCCGAGAACAGGACCCAGUCAUGCUAAAGCCGUGCUUCACACCAGCAUUCUGGGAGCAAAUUAAAGAAGUUGGUAUCUUCUUCGAUCAUGUCCCGAUUUUCAUCGUCUCAUAGAUUACAUAUCUAAAUUUGAUUUGUCUCAAAGUCGCUCUAUCAUAUCCAACAUGUAGUAAUUAUAGUUGUACUUGUUCCACUGCCACUCGACGACGUCGUAACGUGCAGCUAGAAGAAGUACUUAGUAUCAUCUUUUCCUCAAACUCAAUGGUAAGGAAAAAAAUUACAUCUCAUUUUCAGGUAGCACUUUGGAGCAGGAUCGCCGAGACCACGGCGACAGCUAUGAGUUAAAAUUCACCGAAGUAACGCCAUAUCUCAACGAAGUUAUAUACAACGACGAGGAGGGAAAGCUUCUGGUACUCACAUAGACUCUUGCGGUAGUACUAGCACUUCUUGGAGACACUCCUUUGGUAGCACUGCAAUACUGCUUAUCCCUCUAGUAGUAGUAUGGGACCGAUGUGAAGAAAGAUGUAGUUAUUUGCGGUCGUGCACGAAGAGGUAUGAUGAAGUUAAACUGUUGCUGAUCUUCUCCUGUAUGAUCGAUUUUUUUCAUCGAGUUUGUUUUGAUAUUUAGUAAAUUACGUUUUCAAGUCAAACAAAUUGAUGUUGUGCUCCCGCGUCCUCCUACAGGUUGAGGUGGAGUAUUUCUCGCAGUACAGUUUUCGAUUCGAGGCGCCUGAAAGUGCGCGUGAGACGCGAUUCAAUACGGUUCUGUUUGAGGCGAGUAUGAAGGAAAAGGAGCCGACUUUUCGCAUUUCGCGGUCUGAGUAA
This is a messenger RNA of Amoebophrya sp. A25, 1322 nucleotides long. The record is from the annotation of a GenBank genome assembly. Lineage: Eukaryota; Dinophyceae; Syndiniales; Amoebophryaceae.